Zychaea mexicana is the source of this 1059-nucleotide messenger RNA. Its product is annotated as group I intron orf. Lineage: Eukaryota; Fungi; Mucoromycota; Mucoromycetes; Mucorales; Lichtheimiaceae. The record is from RefSeq and is a predicted model, not a curated record. The transcript has a single exon. Gene Ontology annotation, cellular component: membrane. Gene Ontology annotation, biological process: respiratory electron transport chain. Gene Ontology annotation, molecular function: electron transfer activity; endonuclease activity. Bases 1 to 1059 code for a protein of 352 amino acids.
AUGCAAAUGUCUCUAUGGGGUGCAACAGUAAUUACUAACUUACUUUCUGCUAUCCCUUGGAUCGGUAAAGACCUGGUAGAAUUUAUCUGGGGAGGUUUCAGCGUCUUAUCGGCGCCACAAGAUAGUGAUAUCUUGUUGCAAAUCCUGCUUAUUGCUGGAACAUCCUCUAUUUUAGGAGUUGGAUACGUUUCUAAUUUUAAUAAUAGAUACGUGAAAAAGCCAACAACAUGGGGACAAUCAGCAGUGGUUAAAAAUUAUUCUAACAUGAAUAAUUUUGAAGCUAUUCAGAGACUAAAUGCAGGAGAUCUAGUAUUUGCCUACUUAGUAGGAUUAAUUGAAGGAGAUGGAUGGUUUUCAGUUACCAAAAAUGGUAAGUAUAUUAAAUAUGAAUUUGGUAUCGAAAUGGAUAUUAGAGAUAUUCAAUUAUUAUACAAAAUUAAAGAAAUUUUAGGAGUAGGGACAAUUAAUAUUAGAGAAAGAAAUCAAAGAAAAACGUGUUUAUAUAGAAUUAGAAAUAAAUCACAUUUAAAAUUAAUUGUAUUACCGAUUUUUGAUAAAUAUCCUAUGUUUUCUAAUAAACAAUAUGAUUAUUUAAUGUUUAAAAAAUUACUCUUAAAUGAAAUUAAUUUUUCUAAAGAUUUAUCUGAUUACAUUAGACCUAUUGAACCUUUAAAUUCAAUUGAAACAAUUUUAAAUAAACCAUAUUUUAAACCUUGGUUAAUUGGAUUCAUUGAAGCUGAAGGUUGUUUUAGUAUUUAUAAACCUGUUAAAGAUAAUUCAAAAGUAGCUAGUUUUGAUGUUUCUCAAACAAAUGGUUUAAUUUUGAUUGAGGCAAUUAGAAAAGAAUUAUCUUUAACUCCUAAUGCAUUUCAAGAUAAAACAAAUGGAUUUAAAUUAAAAGUUUCUAGUGCAAGAGCCGUAGAAAAUGUUGUAAAAUAUAUGCAAAAAGCUCCCUUAAAAUUAAUGGGUUAUAAAAAAUUACAAUAUUUAUUAUGGCUAAAAGAACUUCGUAAUAUUCCUAGAUAUUCCAAUAGAUUUAAUAUUCCUGAUAAAUAUUAA